AGCUCCUUCCUUCAUCCAACGGUCUGUUAACUAUAGGAAAAUUUACAACCGCAAGUCAAAGGUUUAAAGAUGUUAUUAAAUUAAGUAGUUAUGGUUGUAUCUGUCGUUCUUCUUCCUGAUGAACCAGGCCGUUGAAGCACAACAGUACAGUGUGUACUACAAGCCUACAGAUUCGCUGUCUGUACAUCGAGUUGAUACAUUACUAGUUAUAUUUAAUAAUUGAGAAAGAUAAUAUUAAUAAGUAAAUUAUUGUAGGAAUUAAUCAGACACGCGCAGUUAUAAAAUAAUCUGUUUGAUUUUCUUUUCUUCUUCGAGCCCCUCUCUUUCUCUCACUCUUUCUUUAUAGGAACAACAAAAACAAAGCUGUUAGACAUCUCCUUAUUUCUCGAGAUUUCUUCUCUCUUUGUGCUCGUGUCGAACACCACAAACUGUUUUAUUCUUUUUGUUCCGACAAGACUGUAAAAUGGAUAGACGUCGCAGGAAACAGAGCAAGGCCAAAGCGUCAUGUUCCGAAGAAGUGAGUAGCAUCGAAUGGGAAGCUGUGAAGAUGUCGGAGGAAGAAGAAGAUCUCAUUUCUCGGAUGUAUAAACUCGUUGGAGACAGGUGGGAAUUGAUAGCCGGAAGGAUACCUGGACGGACGCCGGAGGAGAUUGAAAGAUAUUGGCUUAUGAAACACGGUCUCGUUUUUGCCAACAAACGAAGAGAAUUUGUUAGGAGAUGAUUUUUAUGCAUUUUCCUCUCCUUAAUUCACAACACAAGAAACAAAUGAGAGAAGUAGUAGUUGUCCUUUGAGUUACUAUUUUGGAUGUAUAAUUUUCUAUAUAAAAAAAUAGGACUGGUUAUGGUCGUAGCAUUUUAGUUGGUGAAAUGUAAUGUUCUUGUCAUUAAACAUAGAUUAUGGAGACUCUAGAUUAUGAGUGUAAUUUCAGGUUUAGAUUGAGUAUAACUUUGCCAUGGAUGGAGAUUAUUAUUGGCUUUUAAUUCCCAAUGAAGUUUGAUUGUACUUGAUGACAAUUAAUAAAGAAUGAUUAUAAUAUAUUUUUUUGAAUAAA
Molecule: messenger RNA, 1052 nt
Organism: Brassica napus (rape)
Lineage: Eukaryota; Viridiplantae; Streptophyta; Magnoliopsida; Brassicales; Brassicaceae
Product: transcription factor CPC
Exons: 3
Coding region: 464-721 (85 amino acids)
Biological process (GO): cell differentiation
Cellular component (GO): nucleus
Molecular function (GO): transcription cis-regulatory region binding
Source: RefSeq, a predicted model, not a curated record